GGAACAGACGAUAUCCAUGACGGGUACUAUAUUCCAAAAGGCUCCUUAGUAAUGCCUAACAUUUAGUUGGUGCUCCCCUUCGAUUGACGCACCUAAUAUAAUGCUCUUGAUUGCGACAGGUUCAUGCUUAACGAUCCACAGACCUCUGCUAACCCCUCGCAAUUCAAUUCUGAACGCUUCUUAGCUAGGGAUGGAGAGGAACCCGAGACAGAGCCUCGCACAAUGUGCUUCGGCUUUGGUAGACGUAUUUGUCCAGGUUUUCACGUUGCUAAUGUUUCCAUUUGGAUAUCCACUGCAAUGUCACUGGCCGCGUUUGAUAUUUCCAAGGUUGUUGAAAAUGAUGUUGAGAUCACCUCUGAGGUGGAAUCCUUACCGGGUGUGGCCAGCCACCCCAAACCCUUUAAGUAUUCUAUCAAACCUCGCUCUGCAACUGCCCUUGGGAUCAUUGAGCAAGAUAUUUAACUACUAAGCUCACGAUAGUGAGACCGGAAAAACGCGCGGGGAUGACACACUUCGCAUCAUAUGUUACACUCAGG
Messenger RNA from Suillus plorans, 536 nucleotides. RefSeq lists its product as uncharacterized. The transcript is spliced from 4 exons. Lineage: Eukaryota; Fungi; Basidiomycota; Agaricomycetes; Boletales; Suillaceae. The coding region runs from base 124 to 462 and encodes 112 amino acids. The record is from RefSeq and is a predicted model, not a curated record. Gene Ontology annotation, molecular function: heme binding; monooxygenase activity; oxidoreductase activity, acting on paired donors, with incorporation or reduction of molecular oxygen.